AAAGAAGUUAGUAAUCGAAUCUUUAUGGCAGAGACAAAGAGCCUCUUCCUCUUGCGUUAAGACUUGAGAGCCUUAAAAAUCAGACAUCAAAGAUUCCCUUCCAUGGCGUCCAUUUUUAGACCUUCAGUUUCACUUAAUCUACGACCAGAGGUUACUUAUUUGAAUCUCUCUACGAAAGAGAGGUUUGAGUUUCAGAAGAAGAGUGUGACGAAACAAAGACUCAGUCUUAGGUUUUGUAGCUUGAAAGCUAAUAAAGCACAAGGAUCAUCAGUUGAAGGGAUUAGUGCUGUAGAAGAGAAAGAGCUUACCAACAAAACAGAUUAUGGAGUUGUUGGGGUUCACCACGUUGGUUUGCUCUGCGAGAACUUAGAACGUUCACUUGAGUUUUACCAAAACAUUCUAGGUCUUGAGAUCAACGAGGCAAGACCACACGAUAAGCUUCCAUAUAGAGGAGCUUGGUUAUGGGUGGGUUCAGAGAUGAUUCAUCUUAUGGAACUUCCAAAUCCAGAUCCAUUAACAGGUAGACCUGAGCACGGAGGCCGGGAUCGACAUGCUUGUAUCGCAAUCCGUGAUGUUUCAAAUCUGAAGGAGAUUUUGGACAAAGCUGGGAUUGAAUAUACAAUGAGUAAGUCAGGGAGACCAGCAAUAUUUACUCGUGAUCCAGAUGCAAAUGCUCUUGAGUUCACUCAAAUUUGAGUUGUGAGUCUUCUCUUGCGUAUAAGUUGUAGAUACUCUUCAUGUUCCAGUCUUACCACCAAAUCACGUGUGGAUCAGUUUUAUUAAGUUUGUAUUAUGUAUUUAUGUUACAUACCCAUUAGGUCCACUGUGAAUGGAAUUGAGAAAAGCAAACCAAAUCUUUGUUGAAUUA
Capsella rubella is the source of this 868-nucleotide messenger RNA. RefSeq lists its product as uncharacterized. The transcript has 4 exons. Bases 103 to 696 code for a protein of 197 amino acids. The record is from RefSeq and is a predicted model, not a curated record. NCBI's taxonomy places the organism in Eukaryota, Viridiplantae, Streptophyta, Magnoliopsida, Brassicales, Brassicaceae.